AUGAAAGUAUUUGCAAAAGGGUUGAAUUUUAUGGGGUAAUUGGGAUAAGGUAAUUUUAAAAGUCUAGAACAUUUUGCACUUAUACCUGAUUUAUAAAAUAUGGGAAUAAAAUAAUUAGAAGCUAAUAUGACAUAAUCAUUUGCAUUAUUAUAAGAUGGUUAAUUAUUACAUUGGGGUUGGUAAUUAGAUACAAUGACUGAAAAUAGAACACUUUCAUUUUAUAAGAGAAAUCCUACUCUAUGUAAAUUAUGGCAAGUAUUCAAAUUAAAAUCAAUAUUAGAAAUAUUCUCCUCUUGGUACUAUGUUAUCAAUGAGAGGUGGAAUAGUAUAACCAGUUUUAUUAAAUAAACCUAUUAUUGAUGCUCCAAUCAAAUCAUUUUAAGUUGGAGGUAGUUUUAUUAUAAUACAAAUGAAUGAUGGAGUAUGUUAUGGGAUGGGUGAAAAUUAUAAAGGAUAGUUGGGAAAUGGUGAAUUAAAGUAUUAAUUUUAGUUUAAAUAAUUGUAAUUGCCAACUAAAGAUAAGGUGAUUUAAGUAGGAUGUGGUUAUUAACAUAGUUUGUUAUUGACAGAAGGAGGAGUUGUUUAUGGAUCUGGUAAAAGAAAUCAUUAUUAAUUUACUGAAACAAGAAAGAAUGAUUAAGAUUAAAUAUAUGGUAUUGAUUAAAAAGUUAAUAGUUAUUAUUAGUUGAAUUUACAUAACAUAGAUAAUUGAUGGAUAUUAGAAAUUAAAAGAUUUAAAGAAUUAGUUCUGGUGCUCAUCAUACAAUUUUAUAAGUUUCUGAUAAUAGAAUUUAUGCUUGUGGUUUAAAUAUUUAUGGAUAAUGUGGAAUGAAUAAUGAAAUUGAUAGAAUAAAAGAACCUACAGAAGUAUUUUUAGAUUUAUAACCAAAUGAAUCAAUAUAAUAAAUAGUUUCUGGAUAAGCACAUAAUUUAGUAUUAACUAGCAAUAAUAGAUUAAUAUUUUUUGGUUGUCUAUUGCAUAAUUAGAUGGGAAUCAAAUCUAAAUUUGAUUUUGAAUUUAGUGGUUAAACAGAAAUUAAUUUACCACUUGAACAAGAUGAGAAGAUUGUUAAAAUAUAUGCUAAAUUUGAUAGAUCUGCAGUUAUAACAAGUAAAGGAGAUUGUAUAAUUUGGGGUGGAUAAGAUUUAAGAUAUAUGGAUAUACCAUAUUAUGAAACAUACACUAGAUUAAUACCUGAAUUGGGAUUGGAAAAUGUUAAGAUUUAAGAUAUUGCAUUAGGUUUUAGUCAUAUAAUGGUAUUAACUGAUUGA
Molecule: messenger RNA, 1272 nt
Organism: Paramecium primaurelia
Lineage: Eukaryota; Ciliophora; Oligohymenophorea; Peniculida; Parameciidae
Source: the annotation of a GenBank genome assembly